Molecule: messenger RNA, 918 nt
Organism: Benincasa hispida (wax gourd)
Lineage: Eukaryota; Viridiplantae; Streptophyta; Magnoliopsida; Cucurbitales; Cucurbitaceae
Source: RefSeq, a predicted model, not a curated record
AUGCUCCACGAGCUUGGAACAUUCAACUUGAUAAGAGUCUUAAAGAGCUUGGCUUUGGGAAAUGCACUCAAGAGCAAGCAGUCUACACAAGAAGUGAAUGAGAAGAAAGUGUUCUUGUUGGAGUGCAUUGAAGUGGAACAACAGAAGAGUCGAAUCUUGCUCAAACAACCAACUUAUGCCAAAAGAAUGUUGUCCCAGUUCGGAAUGGUUGACUGCAAUGCCACGAAGUACCCGAUGGAACCCAAGGCACAACUUCACAAAGACAUGGAAGGAGCACCAAUUGAUGUUACGGAGUAUAGAAGCACCGUUGGUUGUCUUAGAUACUUGCUGAACACAAGACCAGAUCUCUCAUAUGCUAUUGGGAUGGCGAUCAGGUAUAUGGAAUGGCCUACGGCCAUGCAUCACAAGGUGGUCAAGCAAAUACAUAGGUAUUUGAGAGGGACAAUUCACUUUGGGCUCACUUAUGUGAAAGAUCCCCGAGAAGUCAAUAUAUUUGGCUACUCUGACAGUGAUUUAGCCGGUGAUCUCAAUAGGAGGAAAAGCACAAGUGGAAUGGCGUUCUACUUAAAUAAAAACUUGGUUUCAUGGAAUUUGCAAAAGCAAAAGACGGUGACACUCUCAUCUUGCGAAGCUGAGUUCAUGGCAGCCACUACCGCGGCUUACCAAUUGUUAUGGUUAAGAAGCUUUGUUAGCGAGUUAACCGAAAUGGAGCCAAGACCGGUAACAUUCUUCGUGGACAACAAAUCCGCAAUAGCUCUCAUGAAGAAUCCCGUAUUUCAUGGCUGCAGUAAGCACACAGAUACACGCUUUCAUUUCAUUCAAGAGUGUGUCGAGAAAGGGAAAAUGAGCCGAUGCACUGACCAAAGCAUUGACAGGAGUGAAGUUAGCUGCUAUGCGUCAGCUACUUGGUAUGCGUGA